AGAGAGCAGGCCGAGUGGAAGAUUGACCAUCAUCCUUGUUAGUCCGUUGCCGCGAGCUCCGACUCAAGCGCACCCUGCCGCCGAUGCGCUUUCUUCGUUCGCAGCGAUGGUGUCGACGCUUGACCUGGCGAAGCGGACCCUCGCCUCCCUCCCGCGCACGCUUGCGGCGGCGCACGCGCGCGCAAUGAAGAUCAGCCGGGGCCAGCGGGAGCGACAGGAAACAGGAGGAGAAGUGGGCACGCUUUCUCGUGUCGCCGAGAUGCGCGUGCCUUUGGAGAAGUGGGAGCUCGCGCAUUGCAUCCGAUCAUGUCUCAAGCAGCGCUGCUGUCGUAUUGUCAUUGCCACUCAGGCUGCAGUCAGGUAUACGAUCAUUGUUCUGCCCCGUCUUUUGGAUGUGCUCACGACCCUUGUUAGCUGGCACGUUAUUGUUUGUAUUGGCAAGACUUGUUGUUUCUGGAAAAACGGACCCAGCAUACCAGGCAUGGGCUGAGAAAGUGUACAAGGAGGAAGAUGCGGAAGAGGCCGUCAAAAAGGGCAAUGCGAUAGCUUGUGCAUUUUGUCAAAUCGUGGCUGGAUCGGUUCAGAAGCAGUUCAACCUCAACAAGCAGAGGGUUUUCGAAGAACGGUUUGGAGAAGAGGAUAUGACGAGCGUGCUGGAAGAAUUGUGUGACGGAAUCGCACCUCGAAUUGCAAAGGCCAUGAAGGGGUACAAGAAGGACGCAGAGAUGAUUUGCAAGAGGGUGGUACGGGAGAAUGUCGGUGAUAUGAUCGAUGCUGUUUCUCUCGGGGAAGACAUGAACGAGUUCUGCAAAGAGAAUGGCCAGUGCCCGAUGAGAUUGGACAGCAUGAUGGGGAUGGUCAAGAAGAUGACGGAGGCUGCGAGUCGCGAAGAUUCAGACCGCGGUGAGCUUUGAUACCUUGCAUCUGCCACCGUCACAUUGCAACGAUUGAUUGUUAAGCUCAUUGAGAGCAGCUUGCGUGAUAAAUAUCUUGUAGUUGUUUGGUAUCACGUUGUUUGCAAAUGUUUCGCCAUGUCGCGAUUCCGUUCGAGGUUCUAGCGACCUUUUGAUCUUCAACCGCAUCCGCGCCGAUUAAGUCGUACCAGCCAAGUUGUGCGGAUAUGCGAUGCAAGGAAUAUCGAUGGGCGGCUCUGUCAGAUAAUAUAUCCGGGCGCCCGACUGCGAAGUGUGAACAUUAUAGUCGCCAGCUUCGAAAAUACAGAGCCACCAUGUUUCCAUUUGCCAUGGAUCGCCGUCGCUCUCUUCACUUGGAUGCCGAAUUUGCCUGCGCGCGAUGAAUCAUGCCGAACUCCUUUCGGUCACUGCCGCCGACCCCCGUGCCCCUGGCAUCGAGGGAUCCCUCGUCGCCAUUCCGGUAAUUGUCACCCUUCUGCUCCUCCUCUCUUGGGCGCCCAAGAGGCCUCCCCUCUCUCGGCGAGCCCUCUUUGACCCGUGGGGCUCCAUUGAGUCUGUGUUUGGCCCUCGCUGGUCAAUGCCUGGGCCUUCUUGCUGCUCCUUGUGGAGUCUUAAUGGGAACUCCUGGAGCCCCUCGCGGCGCGCUGAGAGCCAUGUUUGGCACUCGUGCGGGCUCCGAGGUCACGCUGAAGGCACGUGUAGUCAUGUCGGCCAAUGUUGCAUUGGAGUCUCGCCCUGGGAGCGUGGAGCAAUGCCAAUUUGCAAGGAUCGUGACCUUGCGGAUCCAGUG
This is a messenger RNA of Prorocentrum cordatum, 1704 nucleotides long. Lineage: Eukaryota; Dinophyceae; Prorocentrales; Prorocentraceae. The record is from the annotation of a GenBank genome assembly.